AUGAAAAAACUGGAGGACCAAGCUGAGGCCGCCACCAAAGCCCAAAGUCUAGCCGAAGAAAAAGCCGAAUCUGCCGAGGCCAUUAAGAAGGUUGCUGAGGCCGAGGUAAAAAAGGCCCAAGCCGAAAAAGAGCUUCAGGAGGCCUUAGUUACCAAAGAUGCUGAGAUUAAGGAGGCUGACGAGAAGGCUUAUGCUCAAGGAAUGGCCAACGUCACUGAGGAGUACAAACUGCAAGUUAGGCAGGCUGAUGAUAUCCCUCUGCCAUUCCCUCCUCCUCCUCCUCCUCCUCCAAGUCAUCCUGAAGAAGAAUCCGAAUCUGAGUCUGAAGAUGUGGAGGGGGGUGAGGAGGAGGGUUUAAUAAGAAAAUCCAAGGAGGCUGUUGGGGCUAAGUCUCUUUCUCUGAAUGAGCAGGUUCUGGACCUGACUCAAGAUAAUGAUGACGAUGAAGAUAUCAAGGAGGCUACCCCGGAGCAGGGUUCAUCCGACAUUCCUCAAAUCGGCAAGAGUGUUGAUGAAACCCUUGCCGAGAUCGACGCCGAGAUUGCUGCAGAUGAGGAAGCCGAGGUAUCUGUUCAGGAGACUUCUGAGGUUCAGAUCCAGCCAGUUGCUGAUGCUGAAAAGUCUUAA
Camellia sinensis is the source of this 627-nucleotide messenger RNA. Lineage: Eukaryota; Viridiplantae; Streptophyta; Magnoliopsida; Ericales; Theaceae. The record is from RefSeq and is a predicted model, not a curated record.